Onychostruthus taczanowskii (white-rumped snowfinch) is the source of this 3095-nucleotide messenger RNA. It is a transcript of the gene CREBZF, whose product is annotated as CREB/ATF bZIP transcription factor. Bases 64 to 996 code for a protein of 310 amino acids. The record is from RefSeq and is a predicted model, not a curated record. NCBI's taxonomy places the organism in Eukaryota, Metazoa, Chordata, Aves, Passeriformes, Passeridae. The transcript is spliced from 3 exons.
AGCUCCGCCCGCUGUCCUCAGCCUCCGUUCCGUGCGCCGGGCCCUUCUCCCGCCGCUCCCGCCAUGCGCCACAGCCUCACGCAGCUGCUGGCGGCCUCGGCCGGCGGGGCCAGCCCCUCGGGCGCCGUCUGGCCGCUGGCCGGAGCGGGGCAAGCCCCGAGAGGGCGGGAUGGCGGCGGGGAAGGGGACCCGGGCCCCGCGCGGCCCAAACCGCAGCCGCCGCCGCGGCGGGAGCCCCCGGGCGCCUCGGAGCCGCGGCGGCAGGAGAAGGAGGCCGAGGCGCCCGGCGGCCCGCUGGAGGUGUGGGAGCAAGAGGACUGGUUCCCGGGGCUGGAGCUGGGAGACCUGCUGGAGGCGGCCCGGCCGGACUGGGACCUGGACGCGGAGCUGAGCGACUGCUUCUGUGGGGACCCGGAGCCGCUGCCCGCGCCGGGCAAGGGCCCGCGGCCGGCGGCGCCCGGGCGGAGGAGCGGCGGGGCCGGGAGUCGGCUGAAGGCGGCGGCGGCGGCGCGGUUGAACCGGCUGAAGAAGAAGCAGUAUGUGCUGGGGCUGGAGAGCCGCCUGCAGGGCCUGGCUGCCGAGAACCGGCAGCUGCGGGACCGCAACCGCGGCCUGAGCCGCCGCCUGCGAGAGCUGGAGCGGGAGAGCAGCUACCUGCGGGCUGUGCUGGCGAACCAGAGCGCGCUGGGGCAGCUCUUGAGCCGCCUGGCCGGGACCCGCGCCGGCGGGCUGCAGCUCAGCACCAGCCUCUUCAGGGACACGGGCAGCCCCCGCCGCCAGCACCAGCACCUCCAGCCCGCCGGCGAGAGCAGCGACCACGACUACGCCCUGCCCAGCUCCCGGCCCCGCGGGCUGGAGGAGGCGGCGGCCGUGCCUGAGACGGAGGAGGAGUGGGCGGCCCCCGGCGGGAUCUGCCUGCACGUGGACCGGGAUCAGGUGUCGGUGGAGUUCUGCUCCAUCUGUGCUCGGCGGGCAGCGGCCUCCUUCAAAAUGUAGGGUCAAGUACCUGCUGCAAGUACUCGUGGGGUUCUCACCCGUCAGGGCCUCGCGUCGCGGCGGAGGAAGCAGGCGAUGGUGCGGAGGAAAAGAAUCCAUACAGUGGUGAUGGGGUGGUAUUGGGGGAGAUGCAAAGGAGGGGAACCUGGUGCUUACUUAAGUGGCCAGGGUAACAAAAAUUCUCUCGAACGGCAUGUUGGGAGCCAGACGGUGGCCUUGGUUUAAGGUCCUGUAAAUCUGGCGUGUGGACGGUAGUGGUGUGAGCCUGUUUGGCGAUGGGAGUCGCGCAGAGCUGUGUGCAGCAGUGCGACAGUGGUCGUGCACACGCCGAGGUGCACACGCCGAGGUGCCGCCAGAGCCCGUUCGCAGCACUUGGGUGAAAAGAUCAUGCCGACUUGAUGCAUGAAGGUGUGCUCGGCUCCACUUCGCAGUAAAGAUAAUGCUGACUACCCGGUCUUGAGUCAGAUAAUGUCUAGCCUGCUUAUCCUGAGGAGCCGAAAAUGCUUGCUUAGAAAACCAAACAAAAACUCCAUUAUGACAUCGUCACUGGACAGACUUAAGAAAAUAGUAAUGAUCGGCAAAAGAAAGCAUGCAUAUAAAAUUGUACUGCAUCUCAGUUAUACAUUACUAUUAAAACCUCUCUGACAGUUUCUCUUUUAGGUGGUUGCCCUGCCAGGCUCCGUUGUGUAGGGGUUAAAGAACAGUCGUUUUCCACCUCGCAACCUGUGGAUUCAGCUGUGUUGGGGCAGAAGAGACGGGACCAGCUGCUGGCCACAUUUCCUGCUUUAUUUUAAAAGGUAAGUGGUUCUGUUGGUUUAAGUCUGAUGGCUUCCGGAGAUAUGACAAUUCUGUCAUGUAAAAUACUUGGUCCAUGGGAAUCUCCAGUCGGGGUGAUUAAGGUAAGGCCAAGCUGUCUGGGUGCAGACCAGGAUGGGAACACCACAUGACACAGCAGCACUCUGAAUCAAGAAAACUAAAUGAUCUCUACCUAACAACAAACAGGAGUCUAUUGCUGCUGCUCCUGGGUAUAGAUAAAGAAUGUGUCAUGUUCCUGCUGUAAUGACCCAUUUUUAAGGAAAAGGUAGAUAAAGAUGAUGAAACUCCUUCAAUAUAUUUUCAUCAGCAUUACAGCAUAAAUUUUAACCCCUUUCAAUUAAAGGUCUCAAUGCUGAAUUCUUAAUUCUCAUUAAUAAAUAUUUCCAUGUGCAUCAGGGGAUGCUAGAAUUUUACUGAAGUGACUGUUGACCAGUAACUGUACAGCUUUUACAGUCAGAGAACCAUUUAGGUUUGGAAAGACCCCCAGGACCAUGGAGUCCAACCUUUCACUCAUCACCAGCUCCUUGACUAGACCAUGGCACUGAGUGCCACAUCCAGUGGCACUUGAUCACCUCUAGGGAUGGUGACUCCUGCCACCUCCUGGGCAGUCCAUUCCAAUGCUUAACAAGCCUUUCUGAAACAAAAUUCCUCCUGAUGUUCAACCUGAAACUUCCCUAGCACCAUUUGAGGCCGUUUCCUCUUGUUCUGUCAUUUGUUCCCUGGGAGAAGAAGCCAAUCCCCACCUACAGCAGGUUAAGACCAUACAGCAGAUUCAGAGUAUUGCUUCUGUAGAAGAAUUCCUGAAUUGGCUCUCAGACUGCAGAAUACACUAAGGACACCUCGGGCAUUUUAUAUUGCUCUAGCACAUACAGCCACCAAUGUGAAGACACACCCAACUCAUAAAUGCAUUACUCUUGGACAUAGCUGAGAUAUCCCAGUAAUGGCACCAGCCCUCAAAGGCCUCUCACACAGCCCCAUCCUUCAGGAAAAGACUUAAUUUCAAGGCAAAAUGGUUGCAAAGCCAAAGGCUGUUUUUUUGAUAUGCUGGGAAGCCUGACAGGACUAUCACUCCUGAUUGCUCUGUGAUAAAAGUGUUCUCUACAGUGUGACACAUCCAACAGUGUAAAAGAGGUAAUCUUGUGACAAAAGUUUUGUUCUAGCCGAAUGGAGAAAAGGGAGAAAAAUACUCAGAAAUCUGAGUAGAUCUCUAGUAAAACCUUGCCUUGAUCUGCCCCCUUUUGGUUGUAGGUUCUGUGGUUUGAUUUUGGUGGUGUUUUUUUUGU